Molecule: messenger RNA, 122 nt
Organism: Racocetra persica
Lineage: Eukaryota; Fungi; Glomeromycota; Glomeromycetes; Diversisporales; Gigasporaceae
Source: the annotation of a GenBank genome assembly
AUACCAACACCACCAUCACCCAAACCGGUAGUAAUACUACCAAUAUUGAUCUCAACACCACUACCAGAGAAGCGUCUCACAGCACCACACCCACCGAUAUUACACCCAACAUACAAACAAGA